Trichoderma harzianum CBS 226.95 is the source of this 516-nucleotide messenger RNA. RefSeq lists its product as hypothetical. The transcript is spliced from 2 exons. Gene Ontology annotation, biological process: protein lipoylation; glycine decarboxylation via glycine cleavage system. Bases 1 to 516 code for a protein of 171 amino acids. Lineage: Eukaryota; Fungi; Ascomycota; Sordariomycetes; Hypocreales; Hypocreaceae. Gene Ontology annotation, cellular component: cytoplasm; mitochondrion; glycine cleavage complex. The record is from RefSeq and is a predicted model, not a curated record.
AUGGCUUCAAUUGCUUGCUCGCUGCGCGCUGCCCGGCCUGUGGCCAUGCGCCUUGCGCCCCGUGCCGCUCAGAUGGUUCGGCUGUCGAUGCCUGUGAGGAGCUUCACCAGCUCCCGCAUGAGCCUUGCCCGCAAGUACACAAAGGACCAUGAGUGGAUCGACCUCUCCGCCGACCGCAAGACGGGCGUCAUCGGCGUCUCCGAGUACGCCGCCGAGCAGCUGGGCGACGUCGUCUACGUCGAGCUGCCCCCCGCGGGCGAAUGGACCGACCAGGGCGACUCCAUCGGCGCCGUCGAGUCCGUCAAGAGCGCCAGCGACAUCAACGCCCCCGUGCGCUGCAAGGUCACCCACACAAACGCCCUGCUGGAGGAGAAGCCCGCGACCAUCAACCAGGUGCCCGAGGACGACAGCGCUGGCGGCGGCUGGAUCGUAAAGGUCGAGGUUGACGAGGAGGGCGCCAAGCAGUUUGAUGAGCUGAUGGACGCUGAGGCGUACAAGGAGUUUACUGCCGAGUAA